This is a messenger RNA of Peromyscus californicus insignis, 4780 nucleotides long. RefSeq names its product LRP2 binding protein (gene Lrp2bp). Gene Ontology annotation, molecular function: protein binding. The record is from RefSeq and is a predicted model, not a curated record. NCBI's taxonomy places the organism in Eukaryota, Metazoa, Chordata, Mammalia, Rodentia, Cricetidae.
CGGGAGUCUCACCUCCAGGUUGCAAUUAAGCAACAGCAUCGCCCACCUAAAGCAGAUGACAGGAGUCCCCGGGAGUGCAGAGAAGCUACACGGGCUGCACACUGGCAGGUCCUCUGAAAUAAUUCUUAAGCCACUAAAACAACAGAAACCAUGUGCAGCCCUAUUGUCGAGGACAACAAUGUGAAUUUAAAUGAGGAUCCACGCUGUGGAGACAGGAUGAAACUCACCAGUGAAAAGUUGCCCAAAAACCCUUUCUCUCUAUCUCAAUAUGCUGCUAAAAACCAGAAAUUCUUCCAAUGGAAGAAGGAAAAGCCUGAUUAUUACCGCCAUGCUAAUUUGGUGGAUACAGCAUUGCAGUUCCUAAAAGAAAGAAUAAAAAGAGGGGAUGCUAUGGCGUAUUUUCUAAGAGGUCAACUCUAUUUUGAAGAGGGCUGGUAUGAAGAAGCCUUGGCCCAGUUUGAAGAAAUCCAGGAGAAUGAUCAUCAAGCAAUUUAUCAGCUAGGAGUGAUGUAUUAUGACGGGUUGGGGACCGUCCCAAAUGCCGAAAAAGGAGUGAAAUAUAUGAAGAAAAUUCUUGAUUCUACAUGCCCCCAAACAAUACACUUAAAAUUCGCCGCUGCUUACAACCUUGGAAGAGCUUAUUUUGAAGGAAAAGGUGUGAAGCGAUCAGACGAUGAAGGCAGAGAGGUAAUGUUCCCCGGAAGUAGGGCGGUCUGCGCUGCUGAAAAGCUGAGACGAAGGCUGACCCCCCUUGUGUUCUCUCUUAGACUGUGGCUGUUUGCUGCAGACAACGGGAACCCAAAAGCCAGCGUGAAAGCACAAAAUCUAGGACUGUAUUAUUCGAUGAAGGAGCCAAACAGUUAGAAAAAGGCAUUUUUCUGGCAUUCGGAAGCUUGUGGCAACGGAAAUCUGGAGUCCCAGGGUGCACUUGGUCUCAUGUACUUUACGGGCAGGGGGAUCCGCCAGGACACCGAGGCUGCCUGCAUUGCUUACGGGAAGCUAGCCGAACGAGGGAACGUCUACGCCCAGGGGACUCUGGUGGAGUACUACUACAAGAUGAAGUUCUUUACCAAGUGUGUUGUGUUCUCCAAAAGGAUAGCGGACUACGACGAGGUUCACGACAUCCCCAUGAUAGCCCACGUCACGGACUGUCUCCCCGAGUUCAUCAGCAAAGGCAUGGCCAUGGCGUCGUUCUACUACGCUCGGUGUCUCCAGCUUGGCUUGGGUAUUAAGAAAGACGAAGCGGCUGCCAAACACUACUAUUCCAAAGCUUGCCAGCUGAACCCCACAUUGGCAGAUGAGCUUCACGCCUUACUAAUUCGCCAAAGAAUUUAGACCACAAUGCAUUUCAACGAAGCCCAUCAAUCCUCACCUGAAACAGUGUGUGUGUGUGUGUGUGUGUGUGUGUGUGUGUGUGUGUGUGUGUGUGUGUGUGUAUGCUCACAGCAGCUCCAUCUGUUAUUUCCUGCAUCCCCGUUAUAUUAUCCGGGGUAUUUUACAGAAACAUUUCCUUCAUUCUUGUAUUUGUAUUCUGUAAUUUGCACAAACUCAACUUUAGACACCAAUCCAGUCGCUGGGAAGAGUCCUCAGAGACCCACCUCUUAGCCUGUACAGUGGCCUGGACUGCAAUGAGUUUGAAAGCAUGCCAAAACCAAGUAACCCUUUGCCUUAUUAAAUACAGUGUCUGAAAUGACUUAGUACAGACUGGGUUUUGUAGUUUCCAAAGUACACGUGCUGCUGACUUAGUUCAAACGCAAUUUGAAAGUUUAAUUCUUUAUAUUUUCUUUGGCAUUUGUUUAUGAAUUUUGCUAAUUUGAAAAUGUAUUGAGCCAUCUGAAAUUUUUCACAAAAUUAAAUGAAGGUCAAAGAAAAUUUAAAGAUUAGGCUUCCAAAUCUUUUUUGUAGAAAGUGUAUAGCAUUCCCAUAGCUUAUUAAAAGAUUCUUACAGAUAACUGGCUAAUUUGUAAAUUUUUUAAAAAUGGAAUUAAAUUAUGUAGCACCAUGUCCCUCCAAAUGUACCCUCAAAGAUCUCAAUUAAGCAAAAAAAUUACGAUCCCUGAUAAAUAUAAGAAUUACAGCAAUAUGCUUUCAUUUGAAUUCAUUUUCUAUAUUUUUUAAAUCUUAGAAACAUUUAAAUCUUAGAAACUCCCGAGUGCUGGGAUUAAAGGUGUGCUCCAUCAUCACCUGGCUCCCUUCUCCUUUCUUACCACAUACUUUCUAUUACUUAUUUCCACCUCUCUUAAGAUCCCUUCCUCUCCAUGUAUGAGCCUCCAUUUUCAUGAGCUAUAAACACACACACAGAAAUACAAACACUGUUCUACACACACACACACACACACACACACACACUCUUUCCAAUCUCAGUUCUACGUGAGAGAAGACAGUUUGCCCUUCAGAGCCUAAUUUCAUGUAACAUGAUGACUUCCAGUUCCAUCCGUUUUCCCGGCAAGUACUUCAUUUUUUGUUAGGGCUGCAUCAAAUCUCAUUGAGUUUCUUCCACAUUUUCUUCCUUCAUCUGUUUAGGGACAUCUAAGCUGGCUGCAUUUCCUAGCUACUAUGAAUGGUGCAAAGAUGAAUGUGGACACUUACCUUUGUAGUGUGUCGACCCGAAUCCUUUAGGCAUACCCAGAAGUGGAAUAGCUGGGCAACGUGGUAGUUCUUUUAGCCCAUCUACGUGGUUGGAUGAUUCUGGUUUUUAGUGUUUUAAUUUUUGCAAUUCUUUAUACAUCACAGAUAUUAAGGAUAUUAUUAGUUGGUAGAUUUUUUCCCAUUUUGUAGACUGUGUCUUUACUCUGAUGACUGUCUCCUUCAGCGUACAGAAGUUUCUAAAUACUUAAAUAAAUUCGCAAACAUUUUUCCAUAUAUUGGUGACACACAUCUAAAUAUUGUGUCAAAAUUAGCAGGCUAGGUGGCAGUUGGGAGGCAGAGGCAUGAAGAUCUGAGUCUGAGGUCAGCCGGGGCUAUAGUGAGACUCUGCUGUCUCAGAAGAAAGAAAGAAAAUGUAAUUAGCAACACACUGUCUUACUGUCAGUAAAAUCUACGAAAGGAAAGGCCACAGUGAAAACAAAGGUCCGUAUGCUUUAGAUGGUGCAGUGACAUGUUUGUGAAAUGUAUUAAAAACAGUAGGUCCUAAAGAGCUCUUAAUCCCCGCCUUUUGUCAGCAUAUUAGCUGGUAUGGCUUUAUUUUAUAAAUCUCAAUGUCAUUUUCUCUUGAAAAAUUAAAAUUUAUUUUAUGUGUAUGGGUGUUCUGCCUACAUGUCUGUGCACCACACACAUGACCGGCACCAGAGGAAGCCAGAAGAGGGCGUUUGAUCUCCUAGAGCUGGAGGUAUGCACGGCUGUGAGCUGCCAUGUGGGUGCUGGGGAUUGAACUGGGGUCCUCUGGAAGUUCAGCCAGUGCUCUUAACCACUGAGCCGUACAAUGUCAUUGGCAACGGUGAAUAAAUAAAAUCUGUCAGUGGUGAGAAAACGGAGUUUCCAUGUGGUGGCAUCUGCUAGAGCUGCUGCUGCAGAACGGGAAGCCUGGCCUUGGUUGGGCACUCAUGUACUUACAUUAAUUGAACUUUGUUUUUAUAUAAAAAGAAGUAGUUGUACACUUCUGCAUUCUCUACAAAAGUUACAGUCUCAAACCAACCCUGGAAAUAAGGCCUUUUCCUCUAUAAUAGCUACUGAAUACUCUAUAUUCCCUCCCAACAUCCUGCUCAAUAGCUCAAGCCUCGAAGCUUACUAUAGCAACUUCAACUUUUUUCUCCAAGCUUGCUUUGCUCUAGUUCUUCUAGUAAACACACACACACACACACACACACACACACACACACACACACACACACACACACACAUGCUCUUUCUCUCUUAAAUAAAUUCUUUAAGACCAAGCGUGGUGGUACACACCUAUAAUCCCAGAACUUGGGAGGCAGAGUCAGGUGGAUCUCUGUGACUUCCAGGAUAGCUUGGUCUAUAUAGUGAGUUUUGGGACAGCCAAAGCUAUGUAGACAGACACUGUAUCAAGAAAAACAGCAACAAAACAAAACAAACAAAACCCCAACUAACAACUAACUAAAUAAAAUUCUUUAAAAUAAAUUUUUUUCCCCCGAGACAAGCCCUCUCUGUGUAACAGCCCUGGCUAUCCUAGAACUCACUUUGUAGACCAGGCUGGCCUCAAACUCAGAGAUCCACCUGACUGCCUCCCCCUCCCGAGUGCUGGGAUUAAAGGUGUGCGCCACCACCGCCCAGCGGAGUUUUUCUUUUUAGAUAGCCUCUCUCCAUGGUGCUAAGUGGUCUCUUUUGCUCUCGCCUCCUGACUAGGUGGGCUUACAGAGCACCCCACUGUUCCCAGCUCCAACAGGAAUAUACUAAAGAAGAGAAAGUUUACUAGAACAGUGCAUGUAGGGAAGGAACUGCCUUUCCUCAACCCAAAGGGAAGCCCACUUUUACAAGUGCCAUUAAAAUUGGGGUUCCGAGCCAGGUGUGGUGGUGUGUACCUGUGACCCUGGCUGUGCUGGCUGGGGUGCAAACUGUCCCUCUGGGCUCUGGUGUGUGGUCCCCAGUGGGUGGUGCUGUUUGGGGAGGGCUUUUUAUUGUCGCCAGGGACAGGUUUGCGAGUUCACAGCCUAGCCUUAGUUCCAGUGGACACUCUGCUUGGGCUCUUGAUUGAAGACGGAAGCUCUCAACUUUCUGUUCCCACUGCUGCGCCUGCCACUUGCUUCCGUGCCUCCCCACCAGGAUGGACUCAAUCCCUUUGGAACUGUAAGCCCAAAUAAACUACUUUCUCCUUAAGUCA